This is a messenger RNA of Octopus sinensis (East Asian common octopus), 10430 nucleotides long. RefSeq names its product nucleosome-remodeling factor subunit BPTF. Gene Ontology annotation, molecular function: RNA polymerase II cis-regulatory region sequence-specific DNA binding. Lineage: Eukaryota; Metazoa; Mollusca; Cephalopoda; Octopoda; Octopodidae. Gene Ontology annotation, cellular component: NURF complex. The record is from RefSeq and is a predicted model, not a curated record. The coding region runs from base 681 to 10034 and encodes 3117 amino acids. The transcript has 23 exons. Gene Ontology annotation, biological process: regulation of transcription by RNA polymerase II.
AUUGGUUACUUCUGGUGUGUGUAUACGCCAGACUUGGUCGUCUAAUUCCCGAAUCACGCCGACAUAGGUACCAGGAAGCCGGUUGUACCCUGACAUUUGAUUGUAGACAUUACGCCAAAAUAAUAUGAGAAUCAUGCCAGCCUCAAAUGUGGAGUUGUCGUUAAAGAAAGCAGAAAAAAAGCCAGGAAACGAUUGAUCCAAUUGUAAAAUGCGUUACUGGACCGCUUGUUGUUCUACAACAUUGAGAAUCGGCCUGGCUUCUUGUUGUUGUCACUGGCUCCGUACUCCUCCGCCUUCAUACUCUGCAUUUUCUCACAAUAGUCACGGAAUAGAUAUAUUGUGGAGGCCAUUGCAUAUUUAAAGGACAAUUUAAUUCGUUUUGCUGUCUUGCAGGUGAGUGAACACUCUCCAAACAUUACUACUUGGCUUCAAUCUAAGCACAGGGGGGAAACAGCCCCGCUACCGUUGCCUUUACAGCCAUGCCCGUCCGUUAACAUAUAGUUGGCUGGUCACGUGACUGCGAUGGUGAUGGGGGGGAGAGAAAAUGGCGGCUUUCCUAACUGUUCAACCUGGACCACUGUUAAAAUGCUCAUAAUCCACAUCUAAAUACGCUUUGUAUUAUUAAGAUCUAUUCUAAAAAUAUGCUUUAUUCCAUAUAGAUAACGUACUUGUCGUGAAAAAUGUCUACGAAAUCGAGGCGUGCGAGAGGUCGUCCGCCAAAAACCCCAUUGUCGGGUCGGACCAAUUUUCUGAAAAGACCUAAAGCUUUCUAUCAUGGUACGUUUGGAGAUAGCCACCACUUUGACGGUGGAAUACAAAGUUCCACAGGAGCAUAUGCUGGUAGUAGCUCUCAUUUAACACCUCAUAGUCACCAUCAUCACACGGGUAGGGCUGGCUCUACGGCCAGCGGCAUUAGUAUGAGCAGUAGUAGGGGUGCCCGUCUAAGGGAGGCCGCUCAGAAAAGCCGUAGCUACAUCUUACAAAUGCUCGAAGACGACGAUGAUGAACAUAAACAUUCAGAGGUAGAACCUGACAAAUCUAGUGACUUAACAGAUAUGGAUAAUGUCGAUGAAGACCGUUGUUCGGAUGAUACCUAUGAAGAGUCUGAAUCUAUACACAGCGAAGAGAGUUAUAGUACGGUGGGUUCUGUGAGCAAAAGAAGAUACCAUUCACGGCGGCCCAAAACUCCGGAUUUAGACGAAACCCGUGAAAUUCCUCCUUUGAACCUGCCUGCACCCGCUACUGAUCUUAUGUUACCCAUUGAAUAUUUAAUGUCAGCAUUAAGCGUCUACGAAGUACUUAGACAUUUUCGGUCAAUUUUACGAUUAUCUCCUUUUUUAUUCGAAGACUUUUGCUCUGCUUUAAAUAGUGAUGAACAGUGUCUACUGCUGGCAGAGAUCCAUAUAACACUGCUGAAAGCCCUUCAAAGGGAAGAGGAAGCAAAUAAUACAACAUUCGGUGCCCACGAUUUGAAAGACAGUAUCAACAUAGCUUUGUAUUUUUUAGAUGGAAUGACUUGGACGGAGCUGGUCCGAGCCUACUUGGACAGUGACCGAAACCAAGAAUAUAAAGAGACUCUUGAGAUUUUGGAGAAGACUGAUUUUCCGUUUGUUGGCAUCGAAGACAGGUUGAAGGUACUUCAGACUCUGACCGAUUUGUUCCUUGCGACAAAUGCAGUAAGAGAAGAAAUCAUGAAUGAAGGAAACAUCCAAUAUGAUGACCACUGUCGUUCGUGCCAUAAAAGACUGGGUGAUCUUCUCUGCUGUGAAACCUGCCCUGCUGUAUACCAUUUAAGCUGUGUUGACCCACCUCUUCAAGAAGUUCCUGAGGAUGAUUGGUUAUGCAGUGUAUGCAAAUCUCAUCAAGUGAAAGGGCUGACUGAUUGCCUCUCUGAAUCAGAACGCAGUGGCUUACUAUGUCGACAUGAACCUAUUGGUUAUGAUAGGCAUGGGCGAAAUUAUUGGUUCCUAAUUCGUAGAAUGGUUGUUGAGAAAGACAGUCAGUCCUGGUAUUAUAGCACAAAGGCUGAACUAGAGGAAUUAAUUGACUGCCUUGACAGAAACGAGUUUGAAGCAGAGCUAGUUAUGGCUCUUGAAGAUAUGAAGGAAGAAAUCCUAAAACAGAUGAAUUUGACUGAAGAUCUCACCAAUUCUGCGAAAGGAAGCAAAAAAUCUGUUUUAGAAAUUGAAAAUGCAACUUGUUUGAAAAUACAAGCUGAAAGAAUAGCUAAAAGAGUUCAAGAAGAAGCUGAAAGGAAAGCUCGAGAAGAGGAAGAAAUAAGGAGAAGAGAAGAGGAAAAGCAGCGUCAAGAAAGUGGUGGUGACUCUCAGGAAAAUUCACAACAAAUAGUGAAUUCACAGAUGCCGUCUUUUGCUCAAGAGAAUUCUAUAAUAUCUGGCCAUGGUAACAACUCCACCGAAGCCUGCACUUCAUCUACAUUUACCGUUCCUACAAGUACAGUGGAUGGGCUCUCAACAAAUUCAUUAGCACCAACUCAACCCAAAGAGAGUGACCCAGUCACUUCUUCUGGUACUUUAAUAUCCUCUAAUUCCCUAAGUGGCUCAAUGGCUCCUCCAAAACCUGUAGACUCUAUUGAUGACGAGGAUAAGAAGCAAGCAGAAAAAUCAGAAACGGAAACUAGAAGAAUUGUAACUCGUUCUAAAACAGGGUCAUUAACGCCCAAGCAGUUUAAUGAUUCUAUCACUAGUGGUUCUUUAAAGAUUAGCCGCACUCCCAACUCAGAUGAUGUCCUGCUAAUUAAUAAAGAAGGAGAAGUUACCAGGGUUACACGCAGCAAAUCUAGUGCUGUAAACUCUUGUUCAGGAUACUUUAAAUUAGGAAUGGAAAACAAUUACAAGUCAUUUAUUAAUCAAUAUAGUAGUAAUGCAUUAGCUUUAAAUAAGCAUCAGCAUAAUGAGGAGAGAGAUAAAAAACGGUUUUUGUCACAUAAGUUUAGUCUUACUCCUGUGAGUGAGUUUAAAUGGAAUGGUAGUCUUUAUGGCAACCGUAUACUGACUAUUUCCACACUUAGGCUAAGUAUCACACAAUUGGAAAGCAAUCUACCCACACCAUUCCUGCAUCCUAAUUGGGCAAUACAUCGCCAAAACUGGCAAAAAGCGGUACAUAUGUGUCAAAAUCCACAAGACUUCGCAUUGGCACUAGCAAUUCUUGAGGCUUGUAUCAAGCCAGUGCUCUUUAACCCUGUCUGGACUGAAUCUCUUGGACAUCAUCGUUUGCAAAAAAUAACUGCAAUGGAUCGAGAAGAGAUGAAGAAAAAAGAAAAAGAACAGCGUAGAAGAAAAGAAGAGGAAGAUGACCCAAGUAGGCUUGUCUGGAUUAAAUAUCCUUUAGGCCUCAAGCAUCAAGUCUGGAAACAAAAAGGAGAAGAGUACAGAAUUACUGGCUGUCAUGGAUGGUUGUGGAUUGGGUCAACACGAGUCUAUAACAUAGUUCCUAUGGAUACUGUCGGAUUGCGAGCUGUUUCAGUUAAACUGCGAGCACGUAAACGGAAAUUAAUUGAGUCAAAUUUUGUAAGACCAUCAAAGAUUGCUAAGAAAGAAAAUGAGGAGGUAAGUAAUGAAGGAAUGGAUGUAAAUGGACAACAGUCAGAAAGCCAAAACAGUUCUGCAAUUAAUGAAGUUAAAAAAAUGGAGGUUGAUGGAAGUAAAAUAAAAGUUGAGCCAACUGAAAAGAAAGAAAUUGAUUUAAAAGAAGAAUCAGGAAUUAGGUCUGAUCCCAAAGUGGAAGUUAACACAUGUAAAGAUGAAAAACGAUCUGAAUUGCCAUUGGUGUCUCCUAAAAAGCCAAUACAGGAUAUUGAGAAAGAAUCUGAAACAAAAGAUAAAGUAGUCACCGAUACAACUAUUAAGGAUAAUAAAAUGGAAGUUGAUGAUGAUCCUGAUAUAAAAUCUGAUGACUAUAUUAGAAUGAAUCAACAUUUGUUCUCAUUUCCUCCUUAUACUAGUCUUCCACCUAAAAUAGGUGUUGACGUUAUUGAUGUUUCUGAUGCAUUUCAGAAGAAAAUGUAUUAUCCUAAAUUAGUGAAGCCAUUUUCUAAACUAGACUCCCUUCUCGAACGGCGUUUAAAAUGUGAUGAAAUGGAGAAAAAGCAGAGACAAGCCAUAGAACAACAAAUUGCAUUUAAAUUGAAAUUACAACCAGCUAAUUCACAGGUAAAAAUUCUCACACCUGCUGCAGCAGCUUUGUUAAAACAAGAAGCAAAAAAUUCUCAAGAAAAUGUGAAUGUUACAAAACAGUCAUUGACUCUGAAGUAUUGCUGCUAUUGCGUAUCAUGCCGAUUGCAAAAGGCUGCAACUAACGAAACUGCCAUCAAAUCUUCCUGCUACUCUCCAUUUUGUCGAAAUAAUAAACAGGCUGUAACUUCAAAUGCUCAACCUGCAAAGACUGUUGCAGUAACUACACCAACGACAUUGGUAAAGACUGUUGCACUAACAACAUCAACUACAUCGGUGAAAUCUGUUGCAGUAACAACACCCACUACACUUGCAAAAACUGUUGCAUUAACAACACCCACUACAAUUGCAAAAACUGUUGCAUUAACAACACCCACUACAAUUGCAAAAACUAUUGCAGUAACAACACCAACUGCACUUGCAAAAACUGUUGCAGUAACAACGCCAACUGCACUUGCAAAAACUGUUGCAGUAACAAUGCCAACUGCACUUGCAAAAACUGUUGCAGUAACAACACCAACUGCCCUUGCAAAAACUGUUGCAGUAACUACGCCGACUGCACUUGCAAAAACUGUUGCAGUAACAACACCAAAUACACUUGUAAAAACUGUUGCAGUAACAACGCCAACUGCACUUGCAAAAACUGUUGCAGUAACUACGCCAACUGCACUUGCAAAAACUGUUGCAGUAACUAUGCCAACUGCACUUGCAAAAACUGUUGCAGUAACAACGCCAACUGCACUUGCAAAAACUGUUGCAAUAACUACACCAACUGCACUUGCAAAAACUGUUGCAGUAACAACACCAACUACACUUGCAAAAACUGUUGCAGUAACAACACCAACUACACUUGCAAAAACUGUUGCAGUAACACCAACUGCACUUGCAAAAACCGUUGCAGUAACAACACCAACUACACUUGCAAAAGUUGUUGCAGUAACAACACCAACUACACUUGCAAAAACUGUUGCAGUAACAACACCAACUGCGCUUGCAAAAACUGUUGCAGUAACUACACCAACUACGCUUGCAAAAAGUAUUGCAGUAACAACACCAACCACACUUGUAAAAACUGUUGCAGUAACAAUGCCAAAUACACUUGUAAAAACUGUUACUAGUGCAGCUGCACCAGCUAUUGUUCUUACCAGUACUCCUACUAGUUCUUUGAUUAAAACAGUUGUAACUGCUGCUACAACAGCUUCACCGUCAACUCCAUCAAUAUCUGCUACAUCAUCUGUUGUUACAGCACCAGCAUCUACCACCGCUACUGCAGUAUCAUUAGUAGCAACCCCUACAGCCAUAUCUACAACACGGUCAACUGUCUCGCCCAUUCAAACAACAGCUGUCACAACACCCUCUGCUCCCACAGCAAUCACUCCAUCUCCAAAAUGCACCAUUCCUGUAUCAUUAGCAGCAACAGCCGUUCGUACCAUCCCUGUGACACUUGCAACAUCUUCACUACCAACGAUCACUUUAGGUACUACCUCAUCAACUGUCUCUGCCAUACCAAUCUCUAUUGUAUCAAAAGACUCUUUGAAUAACUCAAUUAAUAAUACAGCUUCUUUGACUCCAACACAGGUGGCUAUUCCUGGGACUAAAGUUCCAGUGGCAAUAUCAACUGCAACAUCUAGCCCUGCCAUGGUAGUCUUUACAACACCUACUUCAAAUUCUCUUACAAAAUCUGCUCCACUACAGACUGCCAGUGUAGAUAAAACACCAGCGAAACCUGUUGUAGUCAAUGGUAAAAAAAGUGAUUCUUCCACUGUUGACCAUGGGAAUGAAAAAAUUGAUGUGGAAGGGGAUAAAGAAAACACUUCUAAAUCUCUUUUGGUUAAUUCAGAAAAUACAACUAAACAACUCUCUGAUGGAUUAGUUGGCAAAAGUUUACUUCCUGCUAAACUUUCUUCGGACAUAUCACUUCUCCAGGCUGGUGGGUUGACAAUUGCUAAAGCUACACCUGUAACUGCCGAACAGAAGAGUACUCCUGUCAGGAAGAUCAGCACUGUAGCCAGCAACAGUACUGUAGCACAACUACUCACUGCGAAACCAGCCGUAGCACCUGCCUUGACACCAGCACAAAUAGCUGCCAGACAGGCAUUAGCUGCUAUGACUGUUGAUGAAUUGAAGGCUAAGAUGCCACCUAUAAGAACUACAAAAGAUAAGUUUAGGCUGCCAAAAUUUUCCAAAAUUGGUAAACGGACCAAAAUGUUACGUAAAAGUAGUUUGCCAGUAUGUCAGAAAUUUCAAACUCCUAGCAAAUCAAAAAGUAUUUUUGUCUUAGAAAGUCAUGAACUGAAACGACUAGCACGGAAAGGUGGUAAUAUGGAAGCUUCUGGUUUUAAUUAUAACUGCAAAAUGAACAAUGUGAAUUGGAUUUAUCAGUGUCCACGACCUUCUUUCAAAUCUGCAUGGCGAUAUCGCACGCAAACUCUCAAAUCCCUCGCAGCAGCUGGUCUGCAGCUACGGAUUCUCUGGGUAUGUCUUCGGUGGGAUGACAUGUCUGUGAAGACACCUGCCGGUGGCACAAACACUGUUUCCACUGAAACGGAGAUAACGACGACAGAGUUAUUGAAAAGGCGUGAUAUUGGUCCAUAUGGACUCCGCUCUGAGUUUCUGGUACGCAAAAUUGUUGUGCCUAUUGGAUUACCUAGUCAACAAAGAGAGAAAUACACUCCUCAGCGAAGUGGAUUGCGUGAACGUAAGCGAGCAGAGUCUCCAAAACAAACUGAACCAAGUGUUACAGAAACCUGGACACCAGAAGAACAGUUAGAAUUAUGGGAAAUCAAGCAGUUUGGAGAAAAGUUGGAAAAACAGCGAGCAGCAUUGCAAGAAAAGACUAGUCAGCAAUCUAGUGUCGGUGCAAGUAGUUCUCCUUCAAGCAGUGGGUUACCACAAAAUGCUGCUCAAAUCAAAGCUCAAAUGGAAAUGCAGCUCAAACAGCAGCGUUUGAAUCUUCAACAGAAACGGCUCUUGCAGGAAGCUGGCAAGGCCAAUGCCACCAGCUCUGGAGGUUCUGUGGUGUCACUUGCUUUGGGUGUAAACAGUUCAUCUGCACAGAAAUCUUCAAAUACACCAACUAUAAUAACAACACCUGCUGUAAUAAAGAGAGUUCAAGUGCAACCAAAAACAAUUCUCGCUUCCCCAGCUGCUGCUGCUCUGUCGAACAGUUUGUCAGCUACUACUGCCAGUGCCAUCCGGCCAGGUGUGAAGGUUCAGUUACCAGGUACCACAAUUACACUUCGCCCUACAACUAAUGUUACUCUUGCACCUAAACCAGGUACUGUGGUUUCCACAGCUAGUGGAGCCACAGCUCGGCUUAUUUCUCCAGGACAGUUGCAGGCCACUCGAGCUACUGUUCAGAUAAGACCACAAGUUAUUGCUCAAGGUAUGCCUGGUCAAGUACAGAAUGUACAAAUAAUCCAAGGACCUCAAGGACAGCUUCAAGUACGAGGACUCUUACCUGGUCAGCAAAUAGUAAGGCUUCCUGAUGGCCGUCUGCAAUUGAUAACACUUCCUACAACUGCCCCUACUGUGGCUACUGUUUCUACAACUACUACACCUGGUCAAGUACGUCCACAAGUGACCAUCCGGCCACAACAGCAGGCCGUUUUACUUAGCACCUCUGCUGCUGCUGGUGCAACAGCUCAGCCUACUCGGCUUGUUGUCCCUGCUGCGAAUACACAAGCAACUGUUACUGCCACCACAACUGCCCCAAGCACCACUCCAAAUGUUGCUGGAACAACAACAACAACGACGAUAACAACCACAGUAACAGCCACAACUGCUUCAGCUGCAGCAGCAGCAACAACAACAACAACAGCAGCAGCAGCAGCAACAGCAGCAGCAACUGCAGCAGCUGCAGCAGCAACAACAACAGCAGUAGCAGCUUCAACAACAACAACAGCAACUGUACCAGCAACAACAGUAGCAGUAGCAACUUCAACAGUAGCUGCAACAGUAGCGUCAACCACUGCUCCUGCAGUUACAACAACACCAACUGCAACAGCACCUGCAGUUACCACUAGUGCAGUGGUUUCCUUGUCUAAUUCCAAAGUCACUCAGAAUACCAACACUACAACUAUACUAACCACUGUUGUAUCUCGUCCAGCUGUCAACACUGUGGUUCCUGCAAGUACCACUAUGUUAACAGCUUCUCCACUAACCAGUCGUGUGAUUGCCAAGCCUAUUGUUUCUGUGGUUACGAGUCGCCCUGGUACAACAACAGUCCCCAUUGCUAUUAUGAACACUGGUAGUGUUGGUGGCACCAGUGUUUUGACAACAGCCCGUCCUCUCACUGCCCUGGCUGCUGGCUCUAAUGCUCCUGCAACUACCUCCAGCACAGUAACUCAUGCAACUGCAGCUGUCACUGCAACAACAACCACAAAAUAUGCACUUACUCCUCAAGUUGUGCAACAAGUUGUUCGACAAGCUUUGCUGCAAAACCAAAGCCCAGAGAUCCAAGCAAAAUUACUGGCAUAUCAGCGGCAAAUGCAAGCACAGAAAUCACAACCUAUUACUACCUUACAGGCUCUUGCAGCCAUACAAGGGAAAUCUAAGGAUAAGAUUAUCAGUGCAUUGCCUCAACAAUUGGUGCUGAAGCAAGCUACAAGCUCAACCAGUACGACCAUCCCUAUAGUCACCAAUACUGUCUCUACUGCUGUAGAAACGCCAAAAGCAAAGCCUAAAGCUCUCACUCCAGAACAGAAGGAUGAACAAAUUCGCCUUUCUGUGUGUAGUCAAGCUAUAAAGAAUAUUCUUGAUAAAAUUGAGAGAGAGGAGAAAGUAGAACAAAAAAGGAUUAAGAAACAAGAGUGUGCUGAGGAGAAGCAGAAGCGUGUUAUUGCCUCCAAGCUUCAAGCUGUGCUCUUCAAACAAAAAGAAGCCUUGAAAAAAGAGAUUUUACGUAAACGUUCAUUAAUGGAGAAGAAUCUUCAACAUGAUAUUCAGAUGGAAAUAAAUGAAUGCAUCAAGAAACAGAAAAAGAAAACCGUUACGAAAGCAGCAGUUGCCGCAACAUCUCCAGUUGCUGCCAGGCGUAAAGAUGAUACACUAAAUGCAUCAGUAGCGGCGCCCACGGCUCCUGCUCCUGUUACUGUUUCUAAGAAGAAGAAGCAGAAGAUUAUAUCAACUGGCAAAUCUUUUAAUCCAGCUGAAAAAUUGUACUGCAUAUGCAAGACACCAUAUGAUGACUCAAAGUUCUACAUUGGUUGUGAUCUGUGUUCCAAUUGGUUCCACGGGGCCUGUGUAGCUGUUUCUGAGGAGCAGGCUCAGGACAUAGAAUCCUACGUGUGCGAUGAAUGCAAGUUGCAUCGAGAGAAUACAUCAGAAGAGCUCUACUGCAUUUGCAGAACUCCUUAUGACAAGUCUCAGUUUUACAUUGGGUGUGACCGAUGCCAAGAUUGGUUCCAUGGACGCUGUGUUGGGGUUACAAAAAGUGAAGCAGAUAGCAUGGAUACGUAUCUUUGCCCUACUUGUAAAAAGAAUGAACAUGGGGAUAAAUAUUCCCAAAGAGUCAUGUCAGACAAAGACUACGACAGUUUACGGCGCUUACUUCGCAGCCUUCAGGCAAAUAAGAUGGCAUGGCCAUUCUUGGAACCAGUUAACAGGCUUGAAGCCCCCGACUAUUAUGAUGUCAUCAAAGAACCUAUGGAUUUAUCAACUGUUGAAGAGAGACUCUCAAGCAAACAUUAUAAACGUUUGACUGAUUUUAUCAAAGACAUGACCAAAAUAUUUGAUAACUGUCGUUACUAUAAUCCCAGUGAUUCUCCAUUCUAUCAAUGUGCGGAAGUACUGGAAACCUUUUUUGUACAGAAACUGAAAACCCUUAAAGAGAAAUUUUAGGACAAAAUCCAUUCUGUUUGUUAACUUGCUGCUAUCCAUUUCAAUGUAAAUACCAUUGAUAGAUUCUUCAAACUGUAACUGCCAGCUUGGCCAACUUAGUUCUGUGGUGUGGAAAUGCAGCACUGGUAGAAAUAUUGAGAAGGGGUUAUUUUCCACUAUUCGUCUUAGUCUCCAGCCUACCAUUGAUGUUGUUGUUGACAACAGAUCCUCUCAGCAACACAUAAUUGUCAGACCCAUCUAUCCUCAUUAAUAUCAUCACAUUUAUCAUAGUUUGUUUUAAGGUUUAAAAAAAAAAAAAGAUAACUUAUUCCUAAAUAAUUGCAAUUGAUAAAACCUCGGUAAGUAAAAAGAGAGAAAUGUUUCUGAAAAGUGUUUCAGAAUAUAUAUUUCAGAUAU